Ostertagia ostertagi is the source of this 552-nucleotide messenger RNA. NCBI's taxonomy places the organism in Eukaryota, Metazoa, Nematoda, Chromadorea, Rhabditida, Trichostrongylidae. The record is from the annotation of a GenBank genome assembly.
AUGUCGUACAGAUCGCGUCGUCGUGACGCCGGCCACGCCAAAGCACCUAUGACCCUGCAGUGGUCAUCGAUGUUAUCUUCUACAGCUACUCCUUGCGCUACCACUUUCCAAACGAAUACUAAUGUACCAGUAUCCUCAUCACUUUUCUCGAUCUCACCAAACUUCUCCAUGGAUCGACUACAGUAUCCGCUUCUUGCACCGGCUGUCCCUCUACUCUACGAUCAGUUGGCGCUAACCUGUACGUCAUCACCUUGGACUGUAAGCGCAAUUACUUUCGAGAAUCUCAACAACAGCUUUUCAGUAGGAGCAUGGCAAACAUGGGGCAAAAUGCGACGUCCUCGCACGGCAUUCACCAGCGAGCAACUGAUCGAACUGGAGCGCCAAUUCAGCGAGAACAAGUACCUCAGCCGACCAAGACGAUAUCAACUCGCACAAGAGCUUUGUCUUACCGAAACCCAGGUGAAGAUUUGGUUCCAAAACCGUCGCAUGAAGAACAAACGCUGUCAAGCACCCCUCAUCAGUCCUCAAACGUCCGAACAGUCACAGGUUUAG